AUGGCAGAAACCGGGGAAAUCAAACCAGGAAAUGGCUGGCCGGCCAAGGAUAUUGUUUAUUUGGCCAUCGUUGGCCCAUUGAUGCUGGCUGCCGCUUUUGAAUGGAUACUCUGGCUUGCCGCCUUUCUUUAUUGUCUGAUCAAAGUGUAUCUCAAAGCAGAUCACUGGACUGUAAAGACUCUUGCAGCAGUGAUGAUUGUGCUUUUCACGUUGUUUCGGCUGGCAUUUCUUCCUGUCAUGGUGGUUACGCUGCCACUGCCACCGCAUAUCACCAAAUAUUUUCCUCCUCGAAUGGCAACUGUAUUCCAGUGGUUCGCUUUCUGGUCCUUCUCCCUUCUUCUUGUCGGCCCGUGGCUGUUCUGCAUUUACGGACUCGUCACCAACCACGUUGGAAGGAAAAGGAGAAUCAAGGAGGCCUUAGAUGAACGGAAUGCUCCGAAAACCGUGGUGGUGAUGCCCGUCUACAAAGAAGACCCCGAGGUCCUGAUUAAGGCCGUUGAUUCCGUGGUUGAAAGUGACUACCCCUCAUCUUGCAUCCAUGUGUUCCUUUCUUGGGACGGUGGUGCGGUGGACGAGACCUACCUCCGAGUCCUUCGUCAUCUUGGGAUUCCAAUAUCCCUGAAAAGCUAUCCUCAGAGUAUCGACGUUGUCUACAAAGGUGCACGAAUCACGAUCUCCUGCUUCAAACAUGGAGGAAAGCGAAAUUGCCAAAAACAGACCUUCAAGCUCAUCGACAAGGUAUAUGCCGAAUAUUUGAAGCGGCAUGACGAUAUAUUUGUCUUGUUCAUUGACUCGGACUGCAUUCUUGAUCAAUACUGUCUGCAGAAUUUCAUGUACGAUAUGGAACUGAAACCUGGAAGCAAGCAUAACAUGUUGGCCAUGACAGGGAUCAUUACCUCCACAACGGAAAAGAAUUCUCUCCUCACAAUUCUUCAGGACAUUGAAUAUAUCCACGGGCAACUCUUCGAGCGAUCGGUCGAGUCUGGGUGUGGUGCGGUGACAUGUCUCCCGGGAGCACUGACAAUGCUACGAUUCUCGGCGUUCCGAAAGAUGGCCAAAUACUAUUUUGCGGACAAGGCAGAGCAGUGCGACGAUCUAUUUGAUUAUGGGAAGUGCCAUCUAGGAGAGGAUCGGUGGCUUACCCAUCUCUUCAUGAUUGGGGCGAAGAAGCCAUAUCAGAUCCAGAUGUGCACCGGAGCCUUUUGCAAAACCGAGGCGGUACGGACCUUCAAGUGUCUCUUGAAGCAACGCCGCCGAUGGUUCCUGGGCUUCAUCACCAAUGAAGUCUGCAUGCUUACAGAUGUGCGACUCUGGGCGCGAUAUCCAAUGCUCUGUACGGUGCGGUUUCUGCAGAAUACCAUUCGUUCAACUGCCCUUCUGUUCUUCAUCAUGGCCAUCGCUCUCAUCACAACAUCCGUCAAAGUGGAAGAUCUCCCAGUCGGGUUCAUUGGGGUCUCGCUGGGGCUGAACUAUUUGCUGAUGUUCUACUUUGGGUUGCAGCUGAAACGCUUCAAGGCUUGGCUGUACCCGCUGAUGUUUGUCGUGAACCCUUUCUUCAACUGGCUCUACAUGGUGUAUGGCAUUUUCACAGCCGGGCAACGCACUUGGGGCGGACCGCGGGCUGAUGCAGCUGCGGCGGAUAUAAAUACUACGCCAUCAGAGGCAGCGGCAUUGGCACGAGCCAAGGGGGACGAGUUGAACGUCGAUGUCGACACCUUCCGUGCCGGGCCUGUACGCCGGAGAUCAGUUCCAGUUCGACCCUCUGAGAAAGUCGAAGGACGAUUUGCUCCCGCCGAGCAGGUGCUCGACGGCUGUUAUAUUAGCACUCGCGAGCCAAGGUCAGGGCCGGUUCUGCCUCAGCUGGAGAUCCCUCUGCCUCAAGUUCCUCGCAUCCAUAUCCCGGGCCAGUUCCGCUAUUCAUCGGACUCUCUGUUCAGCGGGUCUUCAGACCGCGAUUCUAACAAUAUUUCUCUGCCACACGAUGUGGAGAGCUUGAUGAACGAAGAAGACCAGCGAAAGCUCUACCAUGCCCGCCGGGCUGGGGAUUCCACUGGGAUGUCGAUCCUCGAAGACAGGUCCAGCUCUGAUGAAAUGUGGUCUGUUGUACACGAGCCCCCUGGGGCAGUCAUUGAGGCCCCUGAAAUCAAAGCUGCAAUGGCACAACCUGGUCUCCAAGAGUCCGUCUCCACCAAUCGUGUCUCCUUGCAAUCUAUGGACAUGCAUGAGCCACGAGGGAAGGCUGCAAGGGCAUCUCGGCGAGGGGCUCGGAUUUCCGAUUUCUCCGGUGAGAUUGUGUGA
Messenger RNA from Penicillium brasilianum, 2298 nucleotides. The record is from the annotation of a GenBank genome assembly. Lineage: Eukaryota; Fungi; Ascomycota; Eurotiomycetes; Eurotiales; Aspergillaceae.